Verticillium dahliae VdLs.17 is the source of this 7305-nucleotide messenger RNA. Its product is annotated as pectinesterase. NCBI's taxonomy places the organism in Eukaryota, Fungi, Ascomycota, Sordariomycetes, Glomerellales, Plectosphaerellaceae. The coding region runs from base 1 to 7305 and encodes 2434 amino acids. Gene Ontology annotation, molecular function: pectinesterase activity. The transcript has 3 exons. Gene Ontology annotation, biological process: cell wall modification. The record is from RefSeq and is a predicted model, not a curated record.
AUGAAGGCUACCGUCCUCUCGCUGCUGCUGCUCGGCCUCUGCCGGCCAAGUGCUGCUGCCGCUGAAGGUGCGAACACUGCUGCCCCUCCUUCUGGUGAUUUGGUCUGCCCGGCCCGCCGCCCCAACCCGCCUGCUUCUGCAUCUGCUUCUGCAUCUGCUUCUUCGGCUGCAGCCCUCGCUCAUUUUUCUGCUCUGGUACAUGCUGCUGCUGUAUCUCCUGCGUCUGUUGCGCCUACUUUCUCGGCAUCGGCCUCUUCUGUAUCAGUCGUCUCUUCCUCUGUCACUUCCUCGACCAGCCUCUCGACCAGCACUUCGCGUGGCAGCAGCAGCAGCAGCAGCAGCAGCAGCAGCACUGGCACGACGACGACCACUGCUAAUGCGUCUCCAGCCGUCACCGUCGCCUCGGAUGGAUCCGGCCAGUUCACCAACAUCAACUCGGCCAUCGCCUACGCCCAGGCCAAUGCCGUCCCUACCGUGACUGUCUUGGCCGGCACGUACACCGAGGCCAUCGCCAUCCAAGCCACCGCCGCCGUGACCAUCGUCGGCGAGACGGCCUCAACGGGCAAGACGUACUCGGACAAUCUCGUCACCAUCACCAACGGUGCCUCCGGUACCACCCCGCCCAUCAACUUCCUGACGAGCACCUCCAAGGGUGUCACCUGGAAGAACGUCAACAUUGCCAACGCCAAUGCCGCGUCCACCGCCGGCAUUGCCUUCCUGCGCGGUUCCAAGCACGCCUUUUACUCGUGCCAGCUCACCGCUGCUGGUAGCAUUGGAUUCGCCGGCAGCCACAAUUCUGGUCUCAUUGCCAACUCAUACGUCCAGGCCGCCGACAAGAUCUUCUCGUCCUUCGGCAGCUUCUACGUCUAUGGCUCCACCAUCACGGCCACCAACAACAAUGCCCUCGUCGUCUACAACAAGGGCUUCACCGACACCGCCUCGGGCAAGCUGUACAACUCCAACGUCGUCUUUGACACGUGCCAGAUCAUCCAGAAGGCCGGCACCACGAACAAGAAUGUCUUCCUGGCUGCCGCCAACGGUGUCGGCGUCGCCGUCGUCUGGCGCGAGACGUCCAUCGCCGGCUUCGUCGCCAACUCGGGCGUCUACGUCGACACCAACACCCAGGACGCCCGCAACACCUACAUCGAGUACGACACCACCGGCCCCGGCAGCUACGCGAACAAGGCCGCCGCCCGCGCCGCCUACGUCACCCUCGCCACCGACGUCGCCAAGCUUGCGCCCUAUGAGCUUUCCGCCUUCUACACGGGCCUGUAUCCCAGUGUGGCCGUCGCCGGCGUCGACUGGGUGGAUGCCGCCGUCUUGAGCUCGAUCCAGAGGAGCCCCUCUGGAUCCGCGACGACGAGUUCUGUUGCCCCUUCGUCGGCUGCUGCUUCGUCUGUUGCUGCUUCGUCGGUUGCUGCUUCGUCGGCUGCUGCUUCGUCUGUUGCUGCUUCGUCUAUUGCUGCUUCGUCUGUUGCUGCUUCGUCUGUUGCUGCCAGCGUCAGCGUUGCCUCGUCCGCUGCCAGCGUCAACAUUGCCUCGUCCGCUGCCAGCGUCAGCGUUGCCUCAUCCGCCGCCAGCGUCAGCGUUGCCUCGUCCGCUGCCAGCGUCAGCGUUGCCUCAUCCGCUGCCAGCGUCAACUCCGCCUCAUCUGCUGCCGCCAGCGUCAACUCUGCCUCGUCCGCUGCCAGCGUCAGCGUUGCCUCAUCCGCCGCCAGCGUCAAUGCUGCCUCAUCUGUCGCUCCCAGCGUCAACGCUGCCUCAUCUGUCGCCUCCAGCGUUAACAUUGCGUCCCUUGCUGCUGCUGUUGCCGCGCUGCCCGCCGACACGACGACGCAGCACAUUUACAUUCUGGCUGGCACGUACAAUGAGAAGGUCACGCUGACUCGCACCGGCGCCACCAUCCUUCGCGGUGAGACCGACAACGCUCUGUCCUCGUCGGCCAACAAGGUCACCAUCCAGAAUGCGGCCGGCGUUCUCUCCAGCGCAGGCGGCUCUGCUGGCACGGCCACAUUCUCGGCCAACAAGUACGAGGCCAAGUUUGUGACCUUCUACAACAUCAACUUUGAGAACACGUUCGCUCAGCAGACCAACAACAUCGCGAUUGCUGCCUACUCAAAGGGCACCAAGGUCGCCUUUUACGGCUGCAACGUCAAGUCUACCCAGGGCUCGCUGUACCUUGACUACGGUAACGUUUUCUUCAGCGGUGGUCGCAUUGAGGGCACCACAGACUUCGUCUGGGGUAUUGGCGCCGGCUACUUCUACAACUCGGUCAUCGUGUCCAGGGAGUCUACCAACACGGGCCAGACCAUCGCGGCGAACAGGUACCAGAACUCUUUUGGUGGCUCUCAGAUCGUCUUCGAUGGCUGCGCCAUUGUUCCCAAGGACAAGACCGUGCCUCAGCGGGGCACCUAUCUCGGCAGGGACUACAGCACCAACGCCCAGGUGGCUGUCGUCAACUCGUACCUUGAUGCCCACAUUUACCCCGUCGGCUGGAGGAUCGGAGCCCCCACCACGUUCAUUGGCACCUUUGCGGAGGCCAACAACACGGGCCCUGGUGCCGUGACCACUGCUCGUGCUUCUGUUGUCAAGCUGCUUGCUGACAACUCCGCCUACACCGUCAAGAAGGUUCUCGGCGACGACGCCUGGCUCGAUGCCCCUGCCAUUGCUCCCCAGCAAGCCUGGCCAGACUCGGUCUAUGCCGCGCCUGUCGUGACGACGACGUCUGCGACGACGACGAGCGCCCCGUCGGGCGCCAGCAGCGUCGCUCCGACUACCACUACCACCUCGGCUCCCUCCAACACCUUGACCGUUGCGCCCACUCCCGCGACUGGCGAGUAUGCCACUGUCGCGUCUGCCGUGGCGGCCCUCCCUGCGGACGGCAAGGAGUACACCAUCUUCAUCAAGGCUGGAUCGUACGAGGAGCAGGUCAGCAUUACGCGCCGUGGCAAGGUCACCCUCCGUGGUGAAACUUCUUUCGAGAAUGACUUCACCCAGAACGCCGUCCACAUCAAGUUCAGCCGUGGUGUGUCCACGAGCGCGGGACGCAACGAGGAGACACCCGUUCUCAACUGGAAGAACACCAACGGUGACGGCUUGGCCCUGUACAACAUCAACUUCACCAACACGUACCCUCAGCAGCCGAGCACAGCGGCGCUGGCCGGUGACUUCUUCGGCGCCAACAUGGCGGCGUACGGAUGUGCUUUCGAUGGUUUCCAGGAUACCCUUCUCGUCAACCAGGGUGUUCAGGUGUUCAGCAACAGCUACAUUGAGGGCAGUGUUGACUUUAUUUGGGGUUACAGCAAGGCUUACUUCCACCAAUGCUACGUCGCCUCCAACACCCCGAGGACGUACAUUACUGCCCAGAACAGACCCAAUGCCGCGUGGGCUGGUGGCUUCGUCUUUGACAAGUCCGUCAUCACCUACACCGAAAGCUACGGUACCAACUUCGGUACCGUUGCUCUGGGUCGUCCUUGGUCGCAGUAUGCCGUCACGGUGUACAUGAACUCCUUCCUGGACAAGCACAUUUCCCCUGCAGGCUGGAGCGUCUGGCAAACGAGCAACCCGCAGACCGACAAUGUUCUCUUUGGCGAGUUCAACAACAUUGGACCUGGCAACUGGACUGACUCGCGCGCCACCUUUGCCACCAAGCUCACCGAGGCACAGGCUUCCCAGUACAAGCUUGAGACCUUCAUUGGCAGCACGAGCUGGCUGGAUGCCAAGGCGUUUGCCUAUGUUCCCAGCUACAGCCUCACGUCAGUUGGAGCUGCCGACGUGCCGGGUCCUGUGCCCACCACCCCCGUCGUGCUCACGCACCCGACGAGCGGCACCGAGCCUCCUGCUGGCGCCGUCAUCGUGGGCGCUCCUGGCGCCAUCACCCGCCGCGCUGAUGGCAGCACCGCGGAAACCUUCAACAGCCUGACAGCUGCCCUGGCUAGCUUGCCAUCGGAUUCGUCGAACCAAAUCAUCUUCCUCUAUCCCGGUACCUACACUGAGCAGGUGCCUAGCAUCAACCGCCCGGGACCUGUCAUGAUCAUUGGAUACACGAGUGAUGCCCCUGGCAAGAGCUACAAGAACAAUCAGGUCACCAUCACCCAGGCUCGCGGUCUGUCCGUGUCCCCACCGCCUGCCGGUCACAGCAACUCCGAGACGGCAACCAUUGCUACGGCGAGCUCCAAGAUCUCCUGGUACAACAUCAACCUCGUCAACACGGAGAACCUGGACGGCGCGAUUCCCAGCUACGUCUCCCUCGCCGCUAGCGUCUAUGGCGACAAGAUUGGCUUCUACGGUUGCUCGUUUGUUGGCUGGCAGGACACCCUCCUGACGGGCGCAACGGCUGGCAACCAGUACUACGAGAGCUGCUACAUUGACGGUGCCAUCGACUUCAUCUGGGGCUACUCCAAGGCCUACUUCAAGGGCUGCACGAUUGCCGCGAAGCGAGCCAAGUCCGCCAUCACCGCUCAAAGCCGUGCGAGCCUGACUGCCAUUGGCGGUUACAUCUUUGAUCAGUGUCUCUUCACCGAGGCCCCGACCGCCACCGUCGAUCUCAAGGGCCAGGUCUACCUCGGCCGGCCCUACUCCAAGUUUGCGCUUGUCGUCGUCAAGAACAGUUUCCUCUCCGACGUUAUCCAGCCCGCUGGUUGGAAGGUAUGGUCCAAUACUGACCCUCGCAACGACUCGAUCACGUUUGCCGAGUACAACAACGCCGGCCCGGGCAACUGGGAGAACAACGCUGCCGCUCGUGCGACUUUCCGGGGCGCCUCUCUGCUCACCGCCGAUGACUACCCCCUCAGCAAGGUCAUGUCCAGCACUGACUGGAUCGAUCUGACCUACUGGGACCAGAUCCAGACGCCGCAGCCCGCCGUGGUACCCGUGACACCUGUUACGCCCACUGUCUAUGACGGCACUAAGCCUCCUGCCGGCGCCUUCAUCGUCUCCAAGACGCCCAUCGCUGGUCAGACCACGUAUGACACCAUUCAGGCCGCGCUCAACGCCCUGCCGACCUCGAAGCAGGUCACGCCCACCGUCUUCAUCUACCCUGGCACGUACAACGAGCAGCUGAUCGUCGCGCGGGCUGGUACCACCAUCCUCAUUGGCUACAGCUCGAACUCUGGCGACUACUCUCAGAACCAGGUCACCAUCAGCUUCGACAAGGGCAUCGACACGCAGGCCGACGCCUCCAACUCAGACUCUGCCACUGUUUACGCCACUGGUAACUACCUGCAGGCUGUCAACAUCAACUUUGCCAACACCUUUGGCACCGCAUCCAACUAUGCCUCGCUCGGCUUUGGUGUCAAGAGCAGCAAGUACGCCUCGCUGUACGGCUGCCAGGUCUACGGCAACCAGGACGCCCUGCUCAUCAACGGUUUCCUCUUUGCCUCGCACUCCUACAUUGAGGGCAACGUCGACAUGAUCUGGGGCAGUGGCGCCGCGUACUUCCUCGCCAGCACCAUCGCACCGAACCGCGACGGCAUCGCCCUGACGGCCAGCAAGCGCGCCACCGACACAACCCCCGCCGGCUUUGUGUUCGACCAGUGCACCGUUACGCCUGCCAAGGGAGCCAAGUACACUUCCGUCUCGCUUGGUAGGCCCUGGAACGCCAACGCUCGCGUGGCCUACAUCGACAGCUUCCUCGACUCGUGUAUCGAAGCCAACGGCUGGGAUCACUGGACCAAGAAUGAUCCUCGCACGGCUGGGGCCAUUUUUGGCGAGUUUGCCAACGACGGUCCCGGCUCUGAUCUGAGCGCCCGUGCUGCUUUUGCCACCAAGCUCACGGCUGCUGAUGCGGCCCAGUUCGAGCUGGCGACCUUCUUCCCGGCGGGAAUUUCGUGGAUCAACAUGACUUUGGUCUCAGCCACGCCGUUCAAGGCCGGUGCCGUUGUGCUACCCAGUGCCACGAUCAGUGCCACGUCUGCUACAACAACAACAACGACGACGACAUCGACAUCGACAUCGACAACGAGCUCCGUUCCCGCCACGACUGUGACUGUCUUUACCACCAAGCUGUCGACCCUGAAGGAGACCACAAGUACUACUGUCCAGGCUCUUGACACGACGGUGACGCUCAAGGCUACUGCGACAUUCGAUGCCGCCACCACCAUCACACCUGCCGUCGAAACCAAGACGACUUUGAUCCGCUCUACCGAGAUUAAUGUGGCCACUGUCCAGGAGCCAGACACCACGAUUGUCCGCAAGGCCACCAUCACGGUCAAUGUCGGAACGACCGUCACACCCAACCCUGUCACGCAGACGUCCACCUCGCUCGCCACGUCGACCAACACGAUCAUCGUCACCAAGACUGCCGAGCCCAGGACCAUCACCUCCACCACGCUGACGACCAGCACGGCGACUAGCACCCCCAAGGGCGUCACCACCACGCAGGUCAUCCGCUCGACGGCCUUUUUCACCAAGACGACGACUCGCAAGCCCGUCACGGUCAAGUCGACGUCGACGAUUGUCAUUGGCGACGGCAGCGUCACCACCGUGACUGCCAAGGCCUUGACCGUCUCGACGACUGUGUUCAAGACUGUCGUCUCGAGGGCCAAGAAGACGACGACGAUCAAGUGCAUCCCGACCAAGGCGCCGACGAAGCGCGACCUGUUUGAGUUUGAGGAUUUCUCCAAGCGCGACGACUUUGAAGACUACGAAAGCGACCCCGAGGUUGCCUAUGUCGAGGUUCGCGCCCUUGGUGACGUGACUGUGACUGUGACCGUCCUGUCGACGCUCAGCACCUACGUCAAGACGGCCACUGUCACGCUGCCUGGCAGCACGUCGACGACGGAGCUCGUCACGACCAAGACUGUUGGCAAGCCUGUCACGCUCAAGGCUGUGACGGCGACGCAGACGAUUGUGACGGUGCAGACGCGGGCGACGACGACGACGCUCCCCGGUCGCACCGAGACAACGACGGCCACGGCUGUCGUCUCGGCUGGCAAGACGUCGACUCUGAAGCCGGCUACCGUGUCGGUGGUGGUGCAGUCGACUCGUACCGUGACGGUGCAAUCGACGACAACGCUGCCUGCGGCGAUCCAGAACGUGGUCCGCACGCAGACGCGUCACACCACGGUCGUGCUGCCACGGCAGACGGCGGCGGUGACGGUGCGCGAGAACUCGGCGCAGACCAACACUGUCAUCUUGCCGGCGUCGACGGCCACGCGCUGGACCACGGUCCGCUCGACGGUCAAGCCUUCGGGCACCAUCACGAACCGCGCGACGGUGACCAAGACGAAGACGUCGGAGGUCAAGUCGACGGUGACGAGCUGGGUGACCAAGACCAGCAAGGGGGCCAAGACGUGCACGGCCUAA